AUGAUUUUUUCUACUUUGAAAAAAAGAAGAUUGUCCUCUUCUAGGAAUUCCAAAGUGGCAAAUCCAUCGUUUUUGUCGCUUCCAGAUGAAAUCGUCUUGAACUGUUUAGCCCGCAUAUCAAGAUCGUACUACCCGAAACUCUCCCUAGUGUGCAAGACCUUUUGCUCUCUCAUCAAAUCCUAUGCUCUAACCGUAGAGCGACUGCGUCUUCAAACCCUUGAAACUCUUGUUCAUGUCUACUUACAGCUUCCCUAUAAUCCUCGUCCCACCAUGUUCACACUGUGGAUAAAACCUGGUCAAAUCCUAACAAAUCAACUCGAGAAGGAGGAGAGGUCUACUGGAGAUACUCGUUUGGUACAAGCACCUUCUUCAUAUAAUUCUAGUGAACCAAUGUACGUGACAGAGGUACGCAAUGACCCGUCCUCUGACGUGUUAGUUGGUAAUAAGGAAGAGCUUUUUUGGCGUAAAACCAUCAACAUGACUGUAGCUAGAACAAAACCUAGUGCAUACAACUUCAAUGGGAAAAUAUAUGUAAUGGGAGGUUGUGGGGCUGAUGAAUCCGAGAAUUGGGGUGAGGUUUUCGAUAUAAAGACUCAAACUUGGGAACCUUUACCUGACCCUGGCGCUGAGCUGCGCUUUUCUUCUAUUAGAAAAAUAGAGGUGAUCCAAGAAAAGCUUUAUGUUAGAAGCAACGAGAAGAACGAAUCAGUUUACGAUCCAAAAGAAGAAUGGAGAGUGGUCAGAGGUUUAGAUAUGUUGAACAAGAAUCCUCGUUGUGGUAUGAUUGAAACAGCUAACUAUGAUGGGAAACUUUUACUCUUAUGGGACAAGUUCGUGCAUCAUCUUCAAGACAAAGAUAUUUGGGGUGCUAUGAUUGCACUUGAAAGACGUGAAGGUAGUGAUGAAGUUUGGGGAAACGUUGAGUGGGCUAAUGUUGUGCUUACGGUUCCGAGUUCAUACGUUUUCACGUUUGGUUUAAGAAAUCGGGUUUAA
Messenger RNA from Capsella rubella, 993 nucleotides. Its product is annotated as putative F-box/kelch-repeat protein At5g28160. The record is from RefSeq and is a predicted model, not a curated record. NCBI's taxonomy places the organism in Eukaryota, Viridiplantae, Streptophyta, Magnoliopsida, Brassicales, Brassicaceae. Gene Ontology annotation, molecular function: protein binding.